Drosophila innubila is the source of this 1433-nucleotide messenger RNA. RefSeq names its product serine protease easter-like. Bases 11 to 1111 code for a protein of 366 amino acids. Lineage: Eukaryota; Metazoa; Arthropoda; Insecta; Diptera; Drosophilidae. Gene Ontology annotation, molecular function: serine-type endopeptidase activity. The record is from RefSeq and is a predicted model, not a curated record. Gene Ontology annotation, biological process: proteolysis. The transcript is spliced from 3 exons.
CAUCGUCAGCAUGUUAAGCAGCAAUUUUCCGAUCUUGGCAAUACUUUGCACCAUACUGGCCUUGGUCAAUAGCGAACGUAAACCACUUAUUCAUUACGGCCGCUGUAAGGUGCAGGGCAAAAUUGGCUACUGUCUAAAUCCACAGCAAUGUUGGGAAAAAUCUGUAAACUUUACCAUGGGCAACCGUACUCUCUGUCCAAACCAAGGGCAGAAUAAUUUGGUUUGCUGUCGUAAAAAUCCUGUGGAACGAUUCACAACUCCACAGACCGUCGUUUUACCCCAGCCAGGAGUUUGUGGUAUCGAUGCCAAUGGCAUUGCAGAUCGAGUUAUAGCCGGCACAGUGUCGGGCAUCAUGGAAUAUCCAUGGAUGGCUUUGCUCCGCUACACAAGUGAUGGCGAGGAAUACAGCCAUUUGUGUGGAGGCUCACUCAUCCAUGAGCGUUGGGUUUUGACAGCGGCGCAUUGUGUUCCUGCCAGGGAUGCGGACCAACAGUUGAAGCAGGUUCGCCUUGGCGAGUGGAAUACAACAAGUUCGCCAGAUUGCCAGCAGUUCAGAACAGAUCGUCAAUGUGCUCCACCUCACAUAGAUGUCGAUAUUGAACGCAUCAUAGUACACGAGCUGUAUACACCUUUAAACAAUUAUGCAAAUGACAUUGCAUUAAUCCGGCUCAAUCGGACAGUGGUCUUCACUAAUUUUAUUACGCCCAUUUGUCUGCCAGCAGCAACUAAUAAUGAAGAGUAUGCCUAUGACACAUAUGCCAUGGAAAUUGCCGGUUGGGGCAAUACGGAGCAACGGACCUUCGGAGGCAAUACGAUUAAAUUGAAGGCCGUACUUAACGUAGUGUCCAUAGCGAAUUGCCGCCAGAUCUAUGCCCAGCUUGUGUCCGGUCAAAUGUGUGCUGGCGGCGAUACUUCAGCGGGCACCUGCCGUGGCGACUCCGGUGGCCCACUGAUGUUCCUGGAUACUAUGAGCACCAGCCGCUACUAUGUAGCUGCUGGCAUUAUAUCUCUUGGGUCGUCCAGUUGUAAUAAUAGAGGAAGACCAAUGAUUUUCACCAGGGUCGAACACUACGUAAAUUGGAUAAUUGGCGCCAUGAGCAUCAAUUCUUAAGCCAACAUUGCUGCCAGACAUUUAACGGCUAAAUUAGCCAAUUUUGUAAUUGAUGUUAUUUUUAUGAAUCGAGUGAAAUAAAUCGAUGAUCAACCGAAAAAUUGCUGAAAUUGCUAUGCAAAUAGCUAAAAUACUAGCCAACUGUGUGCGGCCACACUGAUAAAAGAAAAUUUUAGUUAAUGCUAAUUUGAAAAUGCUAUUGCAUUGCAAUAAAUUAAUAAUUUGAUGAAAACAUUUUUAUGAAGGUUUGAUGUUCGUCGCCGUAAGGGAAGAGAACUUACAAGUUUAAUACUAAAAAAAAUUAUUAAAAAAAUUCACAAAA